UUGUCCUCAUCUAUUUUGCCCGCCGGGCACUCUACAGGAGGGGCACCUGUUCAUCGGCUUACUUUUAGCCUGCUCCAUUUUUUUCCGCUCUGUGGAAAAUUCUUUAUCGGUCUUUGGUUGGAAGCCGGUUACUAAACUCAGGUGGGGUGUAGGCGUCCCUCUCUGCUGGGGCUUGGUAAGGGCGUCCACCGGAUAUAAUUGGCAACUUCAAGUUUCGCCCAGCCUUGGGCAACAAUUUUUCCUCGUACCAUCGAGAAGCCGGGCUCGAUACGGCUUAUGCUGUCAGUGGCCCUCAUAAACCCAACAAAGAAAGAAACUUCUCUGGGCUUCACUCCUGGUUGCAUUGUUUUCAUAGUGUCAAGUGUAGAUGAUGUUACACCUACUAAAGCAGGUGCAAAUUAUCCAGAAAACUGGCUGGCUCGUCUCCAGAAAUUUUGGAACAUCUCUAAUGGUGAAGGGAAGCACAGAUGACAACAACAACAAGAAAACAUGGUAUUACAGAAUGGAAGACAACUCAAAAAAAUAUUGGCGAUUGCAAUCAGAUUGCAGAGAAGGGGUACCUGAAAGUGAGUGGCAGGGUAUGCUUCAUCAUUUGUCUCCAAAACAUGGCAUCAGCCUCAGUGUAGUUCAUGCGCUUCAAAAAGGCAUUGAUCUAAGACCAUCGGCAAUUGCAGGAUGGUACGGAAAUAUUAAACGUAAAAUAAGUGUAAUGGAUCAAAGUUUUAAAGCUAAACGAGUUGCUGCACUUGGCUAUGACUUAGCAGCUGCCCAUUUCUUAGUACACCGAGAAGGCAAGGUUCGUUUUAAAGAUGCACAGGAGUGGACUCAACAAGAUGAAAAUGGAGAGUAUGAACUAACUGGUCAUUAUUCCCCAAAUGUUUUUGUGGAAGCAAUUGAUGCAUCUGGAAUAGACCUCUUGUAUGAAGGCCUCGAAUCUAUGUGUUAUCUUAAUCACUUGAAAUGGCUAAGUGUUGCCAGCUGCCCAAAUAUUGAUGACUGGUGCAUUGACCGCAUCUGUUGCCAGUAUUCCAAUACUCUUGAGUACCUUGAUAUCAGCAACUGUGUCAAAGUAACUGAAUAUGGUAUUGCUGCCUUGGGACGUCUGAGAAAGCUUAAGCAUCUGUAUCUUAAUGGAUUAGAUGAUGUGACAAAUAUUAAGUUGCUCUGCUUACUCCUUGAAGAUAUCCUGCCUGAUCUUCACAUUGAAGGGAUUCAGUAUAUGGAUCCGAAGUUACUACAUCAUGUGUGACUACAGUAUUGUUCUUUAAGCAUUAUAAACUAUAAAUAGAAGUAGUUUUUAUGAUAUAAUUUAAACAAUCUUUUCCAUUAAAAGUACUUUAACACACAAUCCAUUUCCCUCAAAAGAGAGGGUGAUCCAAAGAGGAAAACUCAUGUGCCAUCACUCAUUCUCUAGCUGUGUAUCCAGAAUUGCAUGGACACAAUUGAAUUGUGAACUAGGAAUUAUUUAGGUUUAUUUAGGUUUCCAAGGUACUCCUUCCUUCUAAAGUACAGUGGACCCCCGCAUAACGAUCACCUCCGAAUGCGACCAAUUAUGUAAGUGCGUUUGUACGUGUAUGUUUGGGGGUCUGAAAUGGACUAAUCUACUUCACAAUAUUCCUUAUGGGAACAAAUUCGGUCAGUACUGGCACCUGAACAUACUUCUGGAGUGAAAAAAUAUCGUUAACCGGGGGUCCACUGUACAGUGGUACCUCGGGAUACGAACAGCUCAAAACUCGAACAGUUAUGUAAGUGUAUUUAUGUAAGUGCUUUUGUAAGUGUAUUUUUGGGGGUUUGAAAUGAAUUAAUCUGAUUUACAUUAUUCCUUAUGGGAACAAAUUCGUUUGGUAUCGGCACUUGCACAGCCUUCUGGAAUGAAAAAAAUUUGUAUCCCAAGGUACCACUGUAUCUGUAACUAAACUAUUCUUUUUGGGCCACCCUGACUUGGUGGGAUACGGCCCGUUUGUUGAAGGAAAAAAAAAUAUAUAUACACAUAUAUAGUCAUCGGGCUCUUUCAUAGAACUGUUAUUAGCUUCUGGAAGCUUGGUGUUGUGUGUGUUAGUGUAGACUUCUAAAUGUGCUGAGUCAGGGUGUGGCUGCUGUCAAAAUGACAUAUUAUACCAUCUCUCACUACCCUUACUGCCUGUCAACACCCAUGGGGCCCUAUGCCUUCUUCCCCACCGUCCUUCCUACCUACCUACCUUUCUUUCUCCUUUCUUUUUUUCUUUCUUCUGGUAUCCUGGGCAUUGCUUAUGGUCACAAACUCCUCAAAACCAUGAAAUUCAUCUUCGCUUACAUCUCCAUCUGUGUUAGAUCUAUUACGUGGGAAGAGAGGAGAGCCAAUUUCGCCGGGGAGUCAGAUAUUUCCCGCUAGGCAUGCUGAACAAGGACUAUUGAAAUGGCAUUCCCACAAUGCACCACUGUGCACACUGACCAUGGAGACUCAUUCUCUCACAUGUGGGUCUACCAGCUUUCUCCUGCUCAAUUUGAAGCGACUAGAAUUUUGGUGUUUUAAUACUUCAAAAACAUUGGCUCGUAAGACGAAUACACAUGUAUAUACUGACCAAAACAGUCAAAGGGUUAAAACAAUAUCAGAGAUGGUUGGCACAAACCCACUACCAUUACAUGUAUAUUCAUUCUCCUCACUUAGCGACGAAUUCGUUUACCGACGUGGUCUUAGGAACGGAACUCCAUCAUUCAGUGAGGAGAGGCUGUAAUUUGAAAUGUCUGUAUUAGCAGAAUGCUGUAAAGCAGGGCCCUCCUUAACAAAUAAUUGGAGUUAUGUUUUCCAUCUCAUUUAAAAAGUAAGAGAUUGCUUUUUUUGUUUUUAAGAAUGUAGUACUGUACUGUAUUAUAUUAGUAAGAGAACUGUUAAAUGUUAAUUUAAGUCGCAAAAAAUGAAUUUUUGCUACUAUUAAAUUUGUUAAGAAAACAUGAUCUUCAGAAUGUAUGAGCUAAAGAAUUCAGUGACAUUUAUUUCAUUUAUUUUAUACCCUACCUCAGUGGGAGAUAGCUGGUGUGUUAAAAAUAAAUGUGUGUGUAAAGAAAAAAAAAAACAGGUAAUAACAGAACAGUUUGAAGUUUAUUUAUUGAAAGAAAAUAAGUAUGCUUAUUAACCCUUUCAGGGUUUCUGACGUACUAGUACGGCUUACGCACCAAGGUUAUUGACGUACUAGAAUGCCUAAAUUCUAGCGCCUUCAAAUCUGGUGAGAGAAAGCUGUUAGGCCUACAUAUGAAAGAAUGGGUCUAUGUGGCCAGUGUUAGCAGUAUAAAAAAAAAAUCCUGCAGCACACAGUGCAUAAUGAGGAAAAAAAAAAACUCCAACUGUGUUUUUGAUUUUAAACAGGGACUUUGCAGUGUAUUUUUGUAUGGUAUUUAUGGUUGUAUUCUAGUUUUCCUGGUCUCAUUUUAUAGAAUGGAAGACAUAUUACAGAAAUUGAGAUGAUUUUGAUUGGUUUCAUAUUGAAAAGUGCCUUGAAAUUGAGCUCAAAGUAGCAGAAAUGUUCGAUUUUUACCAAAUUUCAAAAGUAAACAAAUCAUGCCAAGCGUCCAGUACACAUCAACUGGUGAAUCUGAUAUUCUUUCACAAGUGCACUGAUAUUAUUUAUACCAUUUCUACACCAUUUCUACACUAAUGCAGUAGUCUGCAUAACAGUAAAUCUUCUAUUUUUUUAGAAUAAAAAUUCAAAGUGGAAAGCAAAAGAGAUGUAAGAGGGGCCUGGGGACGUGACUAAUAAACAGAGGAAAUGUGAUUUUAGUGCCAGAAAUGUCAAUCUUGCUUUUUCUGGACCCUAUUUGGAAAUUGGCAUCUGAAAUUUGUGUGAAAUUGGCAAAAUUGCCAAUUUCUGUCCAUUUUAUUGGAUAGUUGAAAUUGGUAAGUUGGUGGUUUCUUGUACUCAUUCGAUAGAAAAAAUGGAGUUAUAGCGAAAUAGAUAUGAUUUUUGUUGACUAGUACACUGAAAUUGACCAAAAAUAUGGCUCAAAGUGGGCGAAAUCGCCGAUGCGUAAACAUUGUCAAGAUUGCUAACUUUGCGAGAGCAUAAUUCCAUAAGUUUUCCAUCAAAUUUCAUAGUUUUAGUGUCAUUAUGAUCGGGAAAAGAUUCUCUAUCAUUUCAUAAGAAAAAAUAAUUUUUUUUUUUCGAAAAAUUUUCAACUCUGAGAACGAGUUUAGGAGAGGGCCUCUCAACCCUGAAAGGGUUAACAAAUAAAGAAAUCAGGAUGUGGUAGCUUUCCUUCUUUUGAGAAGAAAAUUUCUUAACCCUUAGAAUAUGUACAUUGCAGUUCUGGAAUGGUCCAACUACCUGACAGUGCAACUUCUAAUUUUGACAAGGCAGCCAUUCUUUUUUAACUUUGCUGUUUUUCUCUGAUGUUUCAGGGAUCAGUGAGAUAGUCUUGAAUAUUUAUAUAUUUUUUUUUAUCAGCUUGCACACUUGCAUUUUUCUCCCCUUGAUUCAUUUGAAUACCUGGUAGUAAUAUUGUUUUUGAUGAUAGUGUAAUAUUUUGUUAUAAGAAAUUAAUAGAAUGUCUUGAAAAUAUAAUUUAUAUAAAAGAUGAUAAAUAUAAUGCAAAUUCAUAAUGAAAUGAGCUGAAGGAAUAGGAUAAAUAUUCUUUCUUGCUCUUGGUGCAUUUCUCACCUCUACAAUCUUCUAAUUUGCAAUGCACCUCUUUUGCUUUCCAUCACCUGGUAUUGAUACUAGUGAUGUUCAGUACAUGAAUAUUAUCAUAAAGAAGACUUGAUAGUAUCUAUUUGUAAUUUUGUAAUACAUUUCUACUCCAUUUUCUGGAGUUAUGUCAUACAAUGUGAAGAUAUUAAUAGUAUAACUGAUGAAGUAGCUUGCACAUAAAAUGUAUAAAGGCUAAUGCAAUAAACUUCCUUUUUUCACAUUAGAUGGCAGAAUAAUGACACACAUGUAAAUACAAUUUAAUUUCUAUUUGUAGAUAUUGGUGCACACAAAGAUGAACUUGAUUUAUUAUAAAAGUUUUAAGGGAUAAUUAUUUUUUAAGUUUUACUCAAAUUGAAUACCAUAUAUAGUAUUUGAAAAUGUUGAAUCAUUGAAAAUUUGUUCUAAUUUUUCAAAAAAUACUGGUUGUCUCCCACUGAAGAAGGAUAACUUACAAAAAAGAGGAGAUACAUACAUUUACUGUCAUUCAUUGAACUACUGUCUUGUCAAAAAUGUGCUGAUAUCACAGUGCCGAUGGCAUUGCAACAUCCUCACCCUCCUUCAGAGUGGUCACUGUAUUUUCAGGGCUCAAGUUCAUCUAACUAGUUUCCCUGAAAACACUUGUCUCUACUCAUUUAUAUAUACAUAAUGAAAAAUAUUGCUCUAAUUGUGUUGUAAUGCAAGAAUAUUUAAAAAAAAGAAUUUAUCUAAUAAUUAAUAAUUUUAAGGAAAAUAAGGGUCAAAUAUGAAAAACUUUUGGUUUCUUAUUAUUGAGAAAAUGCAAAAACACAUAUAAACAGUUUUAUUUUUUCAUCGAUAACACUAGUUGGUAACCAACCAGCUGAUUCAUGAUGCAGUGAAAUUUUAAAAUGUCAUAAUCUUAACAGCAGUCUGAUGAGUGAUAUUUCCUGUGUUUUGAUGUAGUAAGACUGCCAUCACACAUCCUACUGAGUUACUGGGUGCUCAUAAUGUACUAAACUACUUGACACAUCCUACUGAGUUGCUGGGUGCUCAUAAUGUACUAAACUACUUGACACAUCCUAAUGAGUUGCUGGGUGCUCAUAAUGUACUAAACUACUUGACACAUCCUACUGAGUUACUGGGUGCUCAUAAUGUACUAAACUACUUGACACAUUCUACUGAGUUACUGGGUGCUCAUAAUGUACUAAACUACUUGACACAUCCUACUGAGUUACUGGGUGCUCAUAAUGUACUAAACUACUUGGCACAUUCUACUGAGUUACUGGGUGCUCAUAAUGUACUAAACUACUUGACACAUCCUACUGAGUUGCUGGGUGCUCAUAAUGUACUAAACUACUUGACACAUCCUACUGAGUUACUGGGUGCUCAUAAUGUUCUAAACUACUUGACACAUCCUACUAAGUUACUGGAUACUCAUAACCCACAAGACACAAACACCUCUUUGAUAUCACCCAUGUUCAACUCAACCUGAGUAGACUCAAUGUGCAUAAAAGACCCUAAAAUCUGGAACUGUGUUUGAAUAUUUCAACUUAAGGUUUUCUGUUCAGAAACCACUUCAGAGCUACUGCUAAGAAGCACUUCCUUACCUCUCUGUGAUUGUUGACAGCAUUAUACUAUGUUAAACAAAUAGUGAAAUCUUGUUUUCAUCCAAUUCCAUCCCUGUACUUCGUGUUUCAGCUUUUGUCUUUCUACUCUCAUUUAUUGCUUGAAAUGCUGCAAUCCCUUCUUACAGACAUAGCUGUUGUACUGGUAAUAUUACAUUGUAUUUAUCUUUGCCAUUACUUCUUACAUACAUAUCUUCAGAUAUAAUCUUCAGAGAAAUUAUAUUUCAUUAUUUUGUUUUGUAGUGUAAUUUAAGUAUCACUCACCUUAUUAAAAGUAGACAAUUACA
This is a messenger RNA of Cherax quadricarinatus, 6531 nucleotides long. RefSeq names its product distal membrane-arm assembly complex protein 2. Gene Ontology annotation, cellular component: cytoplasm. NCBI's taxonomy places the organism in Eukaryota, Metazoa, Arthropoda, Malacostraca, Decapoda, Parastacidae. The record is from RefSeq and is a predicted model, not a curated record.